AGAUGAACAGCUUCGAUUUUUCACAAAAUUUUGAGGUUACUUUUUAGACCUUCUGGUGGUGACACGUGUUAUCUCUUCUAUCUGGUUUCUGAAGUUUCUUUACUGUGUACGCAGUUGGUGCUCCCUUGCAUUUUCCUGCAGCUGUUCGGUGUUGUGCAAUUGAUUCCUACUAUAUCUAUGGUGCUGUGAUAUUUUUGCACCGCUUGUGUGAGUGUAGCUGCUAGGUACGGUCAAAGCGGCGCUGGUGUCCAUGUGACCAUGUCCCCAUGCCACGCGUGGGCUGUUUUGUGGCCGGACACGUGCUUCAUCUCCCGUAUCUUCUUCUUGUCCUCUCUUUUCAUCAUUAUUUUUUUACUGAUUUUGACCAUCCUCUCCUGCUUGAUCUUCUCCCCUCCCUGCCACGAGUGCUUCGUGUGCUUGGCCGGGCUGCUCCGGCCGAGACUGGCGCACGAUAGGAGCAGGUGGAGAGGUUCUGCUCGGAGAGGAGGCGGCAGAUUCAAGCAACAUGCUCCUUGAUCGGCGGUGAUGGAGAUGCUACACCGUGAGGAUCAUCUGAGAGCGACAUGAAUUGAAGGUUGUCCAUAGAUUUUUCCCCAGAGCGAGCCCUCCCCAUCCGCGAGAUCCCCCUGGCCGAGCUCCUCCAUGGCGGGCGGCCGUUGUGAGGCUCGGGUCCUGCUCCGAUGGUGCAGCGAUUCUCCGGCUCACCUGAUCCAGCUCCUCACCUGGAAGCGGCCCCUAGCCCCGAUGGAUUGUCGCUCAACGAGCGACGACGGUGCCUCCUCCUCCUCGCUACCCCCGAGAGGCCGGGACGCGACGCGAACCGGCGGCUGGGCGAUGCGGUCCGGCUGGCGUGGGCGGUGGCGGCGGAGCUGUGGAGGAGGGAGGUUGCGGCGAACGCGCGGCUGGCGGUGGCGCGGGCGCGGCUCGCUGAGGCGCUCGCGGAGUUGGAGCGGAAUAGGGAUUGGCUGCACGGCCCGCUGGCCGAGCUCGGCGGCGGCGAGGCCAUGUGCCACCAUCGACGCGCUAUGGCUGGAGCUUGCUCUGUUUGGGGUGCCGUGUUCGGUCUGGGCCACGCCAACUCUGUGCAGCUUGCCGCGACCAGCGCAAACGAAGCGGGAUUGGUUCACGACGGCCAUCGGGGAGUUGCAUCCUGGGUGCCGUUCUGUCUGGUCUGGGCCACGCCAUCUCCGCGCAGCUCGCUGAAACCGGCAGAGACAGAGCGAGGGGGGUUCAGACGGACUGGGGGAUGCAUCAGGUGCUCGCAGCGGCCAACGAGGACAUCGCGCCCACUCCCUGUGAGGCAUGCCCUGGCGCCGAUGAUGCCGUAUUGCCGGUGGUUUGCCAACCGUAUGUUUGCACUGUCUGACCUCAUCGAAAUGCUGUUGCGGCUAUCUGUCGAUGCUACCAAGCAGCGGCAACAUGGAUGACCACAUACAAUUAAGCAAUUCAGGUUUGGCCUAUCCUCACCCCAACCCCCUGGUCGUGCAGCAUUGGUUGAGUCAUAGAAAGCCUAGGUAGCCAAUAUAGGCAACCAUGGCAUGAAAGCCCAACGGCAACCACCAUUUGAUCAUAAGAUCCUUCCAUCGGUACCAAGUGAGGUUAAAUUAGAUUGAGAGAUGCACAGCCUGGUGCACGCAUGCAAGAUCAAAUUCAGACUGAGGAAUGUCAAGUUCCACGGAGGGCUAUCAAAACCGGCCAUUCCUGUUUCAUUUCUCCUUGCCUUGAAUCAUGUAAUAUUUAAAUAUUAUAUCUCACACACUUCUCUUCAGGGGAACAUAUAUCACUCAGUGUUUUAAACUCUUUGCUUAUCAGCACAGAUGUGCACAAAUAAAAAAUCUCAGUAAUAAAAAGGUGAGCUAUCUUAGAUGCUCA
Lolium perenne is the source of this 1872-nucleotide messenger RNA. RefSeq lists its product as uncharacterized. The record is from RefSeq and is a predicted model, not a curated record. NCBI's taxonomy places the organism in Eukaryota, Viridiplantae, Streptophyta, Magnoliopsida, Poales, Poaceae.